CGUCGGUCAUACCCUUCCAGACGACGGCGGCGCGGUUUGCAGGCAGCCAGCGAUCAUGAACAGCACUAAUUCGACCGGCGACUCGUCAGGCAAUGGCACAUUGACGCUACCGCCCUCGCUUGACUUACCCCCGCAUCUAUCGGCGCAAAAGUACUUCUUCGUGUGCACUUUGACGGUGGCAGCUUGGGACGUGCUCGUUUUGACCCCUCGCACAUGGCGGCUUAUGCGGAGUCGUGGAUGGCCCUUGUUGAAGAUCAUUUACUACUUCCUUCGUCUAUGGGUCCCUUUUGAGUUCACUGUUGUCGGCGUUGCAUUCUUUGAUAUCGCCUGGACACAAGAGCGUUGCUCCGGGUUCUACCUGUUUGAACCCAUUUGCACUGCUAUCCUGCUCGCUGUCAUAUCAUUCGUCCAUGUAUACCGCAUCCACGCAAUCUAUGACAAAAACCGGUCUGUACUCCAUGGCAUGGGCGGUCUGUUUGCUCUGCAAAUCGUCAUCACCGCCAUAUGCUGUGGCUUCUAUCGCUCUACGCCGCUCGAGGAAGGCCAAGGCUGCAUAGCAGAGCCAAAGCACAACUGGGUCGGCAUCUACUGGGUCUCUGUGACGUUAGUGUACACAGCCUCGCUGGUCCUGGCUGUCAAACGCUCCAUCCGCUCGUACAAGGCAAAGCCUCUCAAUCUUUGGAAGCUCAUGCUCCGCGAUGGACUGAACCUUUACUUCGCUGUGUGGCUCGUGAACAUGGUGAACAUGUUCUUCUGGUUUAUCAUCAAGCCCACGGGUGUGAGUGAUCCCAUCCGGACGAUCGUAACUAGCAUGGCUGCCGUGCUGUCAUCGUCGAUGACCAUGCGUAUCAUCCUGGCUGUGCGCGGACCGCUCACGAACGGCGGUCGAUACGCCGGUUCGAAGGUGGCGCGUUCCGGGGGCACCGUGCGAUCGCGGAUGGCGCCAGGCGCGCCCACGAACCCGGUGCUCUCCAUCUCGCAGGUGCAGCCUACGCCAUUCAACGUGCCGCUCGGCGCGGAGAACAAGACGGGCGAGUGGGCGCUAGGCGGCGAGGACAAAAGCAGCGUCAAUGACGGUGAAAAGGGUGGCAUUUACCCGAUCGACGCCGCUGGGAUACAAGAGGAGAGCAAGAGCGAUCAUGGGGUGAAGAUACAAAUAGAUACGGAGACACACUUAAACGAUGAAUACCCCAAGGAGAAGUAGACUCGGUCGAGACGGGAUGAGG
This is a messenger RNA of Laetiporus sulphureus 93-53, 1226 nucleotides long. RefSeq lists its product as uncharacterized. The transcript has 7 exons. NCBI's taxonomy places the organism in Eukaryota, Fungi, Basidiomycota, Agaricomycetes, Polyporales, Laetiporaceae. The record is from RefSeq and is a predicted model, not a curated record. The coding region runs from base 56 to 1204 and encodes 382 amino acids.